ACUUUGCAUAGGUCUCCUCGUGUGCGUAUGGUGUUCGUUUCCGCUGGGACACAGUGGACAUCUCGUCGAUCUGCGGAUGACAGAAUCUGUUUCCACACUGUGACGUCGUUAAUGCACAUUUUCUCGCUGGUAGCAAUACAACGGACAGAGAUUGCUGACGCUCUUCAGUCUGUACUUCGGGGCAAGUCAACUUCUGCAGGAGAAAGAACCAAGACCAAACCGGCCUGUCGAGUAACGCACCAGAUUACCACCAUAUUGCAGAUCAGAACAACGGGAAUACGGCUACAUCAUGCAAGUGUAUGAGCCCAUGACAGUGACGGCAAGACCGGAACACGGAUGUGACAGCGUCACAACAUACGAAUGCAAGCCUGGGUGUUCCGAAGAUCAAGCUUACACUAGGAGGGUGUUGCACAUCUGCAACGGUAGGCCACCAACAUGGGAGGUCCGAGAACGACCGUUUGUUCAUGUCGGCAGGCCCACACCACGACGAAGCUCGUUUCUCUCCCGUCUUGGCAGAUGCAAGAUGAAACUAUGGCCGCUGAAAUCUUCAACAAGCAUAAAACUGUUGACAAUACUAGGUGUACUGCUUGUGGUGUGUAUGUGUGCGGCUGUCAUCAGGGUAUACGUGCUCCUAGAGGUCACAUGCGAGAACUGCAUCGAAUACACACCAUUUGUGUCGCCCUCUGCGCUAGGAGUCUACAAGCGAUGGGCUACGUCUACUGACGCUGCUCCUUGUUCUGCUGUACCAAAGCGCAUCUUUGCAAAGAACGGAACACUUGCAGAUGCUGCUGUGGCCACGAUGCUAUGUAUGGGUGUCGUGUUGCCUCACUCGAUGGGAAUCGGUGGUGGAUUCCUUGCCACUGUUUAUGAAAGGAACACAAAAAAAUCAUGGUCACUCAUCGCACGUGAAAGAGCUCCAUCAGCUGCAAAGAAAACCAUGUUUGUUGGACAGCCUUCUGCCUCAGUGAAAGGUGGCAAAGCGGUAGGCGUUCCAGGUGAGUUACGUGGCUACCAAGCUCUCCUCGAACGAAUGGGGAGUAAUCUGCCGUGGAAAGACCUCUUUGAAGACGCUAUCAAGUUGGCUAGGGACGGAUUCCCUGUUCAGUUUCAUCUUUCUAAUGCUAUGAAUAUGAAGAAAGAAGCAAUAUAUGAGAAUCUCAACAUGAGAAAAGUGUACUGGAAUACCACAAGUAACGACACCCUGAAAGAUGGCGCUCUGCUGUUUCAAAAGGAUCUUGCGGAUACUUUACAAGACAUUGCCGAGAAUGGCGCUGAUUAUUUCUACAACGGGGAGUUCGCUGAGGCGCUCGUCGAAGAGAGCUUGGUCAACCCUACAGGAGGCAUCCUAACAGUAAAUGAUCUCAAGGAUUACAAAGCUGAGUGGCUGAACCCAAUUAUGGUAAAAUUCAUGGAUGGUCGCACGCUCUAUUCCACGCCACCGCCUGGUAGUGGUAUCGUUCUAGCCUACCUUUUAAAGAUUAUAGAAAGCUACAAGAACGCACCAAACGCGUUUCUUGACGACAACGUUUUGACGCUACACAGGUUCGCCGAAGCUUGCAAGUUCGCUUACGCACAAAGGGCACAUCUUGGAGACUCACUUUUCGUGGACAUCAAAGAUUUGUUGGAGAACAUGACGUCCACUUGGCUGCCGGAGCAGUCAAAGGGCAGGAUCAGCGACAGUCAAACGUUUAGUGACCCUAGGCACUACGACGGCAAUCAGAAAUUCACGGAAGACCAUGGAACCGCGCACGCAUCUUUCUGGGGUCCAAACGGAGACGCCAUUGCCAUUUCUAGCACAGUCAAUUACUACUUCGGAAGCUUAGUGAGGACGAGCAGAGGUGUGGUGCUCAACAACCAGAUGGAUGAUUUCUCGACGCCUGGCUUCAGCAACACCUAUGGAAUCGCACCCUCGAUGUCCAACUUUAUUCAACCUGGCAAGAGACCCAUGUCCUCUAUGGCGCCCGCCAUUUUCGUAAAUCCGUACGGCAGCGUCGACCUCGUCCUCGGUGGAGCUGGAGGAGCUAAGAUCACUUCCAGCAUAGCACUGGUGUCAAUGAAGAAUUUGUGGCAGGGUUACAGUAUCAAAGAAGCCAUUGAUUUUCCUAGGCUCCAUCAUCAACUGAUCCCAAAUAUCUUGGAUGUGGAGAAAAGCUUCCCGCAGGCAUACGUUGAGAGAUUAAAAGCCAGAGGACAUCAUGUGAACCGUCCGAAGGGAAGGUUCUCCAUUAUAAUGGGCAUCAGCCGUUACCAGGAUCGUAUUCAUGCCAAUGCAGACUACAGAAAAGGCGGCGCAGUUGACGGAGAAUAAUACGUGCGCGGGUACAUAUAGAGUUUCAUCAUGAAGCUUGAGGUGCCGAUCACGCAUCCCACACGAUAUCCAUAUGUUUUAUGUUGUUUUUAUGUUGGUUUAUUAUGGACGUAUGUCCAUUAGAGACUGCAUGGUGACAGCUUCUUAUGAUGAAAUUGUUUUAUUUGAGUUCGUAAGGCGCAACUUGUCUCCUGACUUAUUCCUGCAUCGUAGCACACUUUGUUCUAUAUUUUCAAACAGUCUUGACAAUAAAACUUCACAAAUCGUU
Messenger RNA from Ornithodoros turicata, 2576 nucleotides. RefSeq names its product scoloptoxin SSD14-like. Gene Ontology annotation, molecular function: glutathione gamma-glutamate hydrolase. Gene Ontology annotation, cellular component: plasma membrane. Bases 290 to 2308 code for a protein of 672 amino acids. The record is from RefSeq and is a predicted model, not a curated record. The transcript is spliced from 14 exons. Gene Ontology annotation, biological process: glutathione catabolic process. NCBI's taxonomy places the organism in Eukaryota, Metazoa, Arthropoda, Arachnida, Ixodida, Argasidae.